This is a messenger RNA of Nanorana parkeri, 589 nucleotides long. RefSeq names its product small nuclear ribonucleoprotein U4/U6.U5 subunit 27 (gene SNRNP27). Gene Ontology annotation, biological process: RNA splicing. The transcript is spliced from 6 exons. The coding region runs from base 35 to 487 and encodes 150 amino acids. The record is from RefSeq and is a predicted model, not a curated record. Lineage: Eukaryota; Metazoa; Chordata; Amphibia; Anura; Dicroglossidae. Gene Ontology annotation, cellular component: precatalytic spliceosome.
GGUAGAGUGUUUCCGGCGGAGUGCGUAGGAGAAGAUGGGUCGGAGCCGGAGCAGGUCACCAGAGAGACGGAGAGAGCAAAGACGUUCCAGGUCUGCCUCCAGGGAACGUGAGAGGAGGAGACGAGAGCGCUCAAGGUCCAGAGAGAGACGAAGAAGUCGUUCACGAUCUCCACACAGACGUCGCUCGAGGUCUCCCCGCAGACCCAGGUCCUCUUCUUCUCUCUCACCUGGUAGGCUGAAGGAGGAAGGUAAAGACUCCAAAGUGGUUAAGGAACGGCAGAUAGCAGCGGAGGAUCUGGAGGGAAAAACAGAAGAAGAGAUAGAAAUGAUAAAGCUCAUGGGUUUUGGCUCUUUUGAAACUUCUAAGGGGAGGAAAACUGAUGGGUCAGUUAAUGCAUAUGCCAUAAAUGUGUCACAGAAACGAAAAUACAGGCAAUACAUGAACCGAAAAGGAGGAUUCAACAGACCACUAGACUUCAUUGCCUAAGCCCUGAGAGCAGCAAGUUGGAGGAUGUGCUGUAUGUGUCCUCAGGACUCUUUCCAAUGCACGUAGAAGUAAACCUGUUUGCCAUUGCUGACUCCUUUUGAA